Messenger RNA from Hemiscyllium ocellatum (epaulette shark), 2697 nucleotides. RefSeq lists its product as uncharacterized. Bases 274 to 2505 code for a protein of 743 amino acids. The transcript is spliced from 4 exons. The record is from RefSeq and is a predicted model, not a curated record. NCBI's taxonomy places the organism in Eukaryota, Metazoa, Chordata, Chondrichthyes, Orectolobiformes, Hemiscylliidae. Gene Ontology annotation, biological process: regulation of DNA-templated transcription. Gene Ontology annotation, molecular function: nuclear retinoic acid receptor binding.
CAGUGAGGUUGAUCCGGUCACCGAGCGCUGACUGGGCCUGGGCCUGCUAUCUCGGCGGAGCCUGGGGAGGGGGCCGCCGUCACCAGGAACUAGCUACGCUGUCCGUGUUUUAAUUCUAAAGAGAAGCCCAUCCUUCAUCCUAUCAACACCAAGUUGCCUACAAGACGUGUAGGUUGUGUACAGUUUGGCUCUUUCUGCUUUGUGGAGAACCUCCAGCUAACAAUCACCUGACACUCGCACGUUUCUUCCCAGGUGGCUGCAUCCACGGGAGCUAUGAACCAAAACCAGCUGGAUCCUCAGCCCCAGGUGACCCAUAUCCCAAAGCCCUCUGGCAGCCUUGCCAGCGCUGACGAACAAAUUCAUUCCUCUGUUGCCUCUCCUGGAAGUCGUUCAGCUGCUGGCCCUUCCCCCAUCAGUGGAUCGGGGUUGACGCAGGGUGUAUCCAGCCCUGGCACCUACAUCCAGAUUCCAAUAAAUGCUGAGGUUCGCUGGAUAUCCACGUUCUCAUUGCCUACUGCAGUUCAACAUAAGAUCUUUGGAGGAGCGAACAACCUGCCCAAGGGUGGGGAGAGCAGCAAACCCACCACGGCCAUUUAUAUUUACCCGGUCAACCCAGUGAAGGUGACUGAGGCGAAUCGCCUCUUGCCUUUGGCACCUAAACCGUUACCACUGACCCAGGGGGCUGGUGGGUUGAAUGUUCCAGCUAAGGAAACACCUACUGCCUCACCGGUGACCAAGGCAACCAGCAAAGAAUCUUCAGGAAGACAGGACACCAAGGCGAGCAGAGUGGGUAAGGCAUGUGCUUCCACUCCCACACCCGUUUCUGUAAAGUUUUGUGACAAUCUGGCCUCUCAGGUGCUGAAGACAUUCGUGAGGCAGCAAGCAAAGGGCGCCAGCGUGGAUAGCUUGAUGAAGGCUUACUGCAAUAGCCCACUGGAAACCAAGUUUGGGAGUUCAUUCAAGGAUAAUGCACUGCUCCUCUUUGAUGGACAGCUAUACUUCCUAGCCCAGAAAGGGAUUGAGAUUCCCACUGGUGCUGAAAAAGGACGGCAACAAGGAAGGAAAUCAAGAUCACGUGACAGAAAGGCGGUCCAUGCUGACGGAGAGAGGCUGGCAAAGACGAUUGAUGCCAGUCGUAACUUGCUUCAUACUUCAAGCACCAGACAGGAUGGUGAUUUGCCUGAGAAGAGCCAUGAAUGUGACACAAAAGGAAAAGAAAAGCGAGUAAAGAGAAAUAAAUGUUCAAAUAAUUCUCGUGGGAUUAACGUGGCUGACCACAGCACAAGUACACAUCCGGUUGAGAAUGGGUCGAAUUUGGGACAAGAGGUUAUAAAAUUAUCAAAUCUCCUUUCAGGAAAAUGUGCUCACAACCCUUGGUUUUCUAAGGACAGAGACUUGUUGUUAAAAGCAGGAAUCCAUUCUGAUGUCAGAGUUUGCCUUGACAGACUAUCUUGUGCUGAUCUUACUAAAAUUUCAGGAUGUCGGUUGGAAAGUUGCAUGAAAUACAUUACAAAAUUCUCUAAGAAGUCUGAUCCUAUGGAUUUGAAACAGUGUGCAGAACAAUCAUUGGCGCCUGGUCCAGCAAAACUAGAGGAAUGUCCAGAGCUUAUCAGAGAGCAUUAUCCAACAGAAUUCAGAGAGUGUCCAAAGCUUUUUAAGGAGUCUGCCCAGGCAGAUUUAGGAGGAGGUCUGGAUGCAUUGAGGGUGCCUGAUGUGAUAGCAUCCCAAGAAUGUCCGGUUCUGUGCAAAGAACUUCCAUUGGAAGAAUAUGCAGCCGUGUCUGGAGCAUUUAGCCCACCAAAACUGGAGAAGUGCCCAGCAAUCUUGAAGCCUGGUUCACUAACAUUGGAAGAAUGUCACAAUUAUUCCAAAACAUGUGUCACAAUAGGAUUAGAAGGUGUUGAUUCUAACAUCAUACCAAGCACAGUGGAAUUUGGAGAACAUUCAGACCCUGCUGUGAGUUCGAGUUCAGCAGAUUUGAUGGACCCUCUUUCUGAAUCUGAAGAGGGAGACCAUAGUAAACGCCAAAGAAAGAGGAAAGAGGUUGAAAAGCCUGGGUGCCCAGGCUUGGAUUGGAUCGAUCAGUCUGUAACUGCCAAGAGGAGAAAACAGCCUGAAGUAGAUCUUGGUCCUGAAACCUCUGCUGAUUCUGAAAUGGAGUCCAGUAGGGGCCUUGACAUAGGAAACCUGGAGAAGGUCCACAAUGGAAAUUCCCCUCCAACAUCGCCGAGCUGUCUUGAAGUUUCAUCAGCACUUGAGCUGAACAGUCUGGUUACCAACGAAGGAAGGACAUCCUCACCCUUUCAUAAAUCACAUCCUACUGAGUGUGAAAACACUGCCGAUCUUUCAAAUCCACUGGAGGUAGAUGAAACGAUCAGAGAUGAAAAAAUAAACCGUCUCAAAGAAAUGCUGAAGGAGAAACAGGCAGCACUAGAUCAGAUGAGGAAGAAAAUCUCACUUUCAGAUACUGCCUCAUAUUCAACUUUGGAGUCUUGUAGACUGUAGUUGCUGGAAUAAACUGUAUACUACAUAUUAAACAGUGUGUUAAACAUAAGCUUUGUGGAAAAUUAAUGACCGCUUCCUCAGGAGUACUGUAAGUUUGAUAUUUCACACGGGAAAGUAGUGACCAUGUGUACCUGUAUAUUUAAAAUCAAUAGUUGAGUAGUCACUAUUUUAAAAUAAAAGAAUUUCUACUUU